This is a messenger RNA of Coturnix japonica (Japanese quail), 5530 nucleotides long. It is a transcript of the gene LARP1B, whose product is annotated as La ribonucleoprotein 1B. The record is from RefSeq and is a predicted model, not a curated record. Lineage: Eukaryota; Metazoa; Chordata; Aves; Galliformes; Phasianidae. Gene Ontology annotation, biological process: positive regulation of translation; mRNA stabilization. Gene Ontology annotation, molecular function: RNA cap binding. Gene Ontology annotation, cellular component: cytosol; cytoplasmic stress granule.
CGUUACUUUCACAAACACUUAACUAGCUCCUACAGGGGCUGUUUGCAGACCUUCGUCGUGCUGUACAACACGUGGGAAAGGCCUAUAAUAAACCCCAACGUGCCCCACCCGCUUCGCUGGAGAGCUGACCCCGGUGCCAGGUGGGUGCCGCCGCCUCUCAGGGCCCGCGCCUCGCGCUCUGCCCGGUGCCGUAGCUCAUCCGCCCGCCUGACCAGCCGCUUCCAAGCGGAGCCGACAGGCGCGUCCCACGUUACGCGGUUCUCAGCGCGGUUGCUAAGCGGGCCCCGUCCCCGCGUUAAAGGAAUCCCGCCCGGCCUCCUUUCGUCCCGUUGCGCGCGCCCCCCACGGAGCCCGGGGCGCGGCCCUUGUGAGCUCACCGCGCCGCCGGGGUGGCCGCCGCCCUCCGAGCCGGCGGCUGGCAGCGAGCGGCCUCUUCGCUCCUCCCUCCUGCCCCCGCCGCGGUCGCCGGCGGAGGGGCCGCCGGAGCUGACAGGGGAGCCCCGGGAGACGGGGCGGAGCGGCGGCGGCCGGAGGAGGAGAGACGGCCGCCCCGCCUCGGCGCCCGUCCCCCUUCCCCCGAGGGCCGCUCGCGGCGGCCGGCAGGGCAUGUCCGCCGCGCAGGUGUCCGCCGCGCCCGCCGAGCGCCCGGCCUGGGGCGCCGAGGGCCGGGACGGGCCGACGGAAGGGGCCCGGCGGAGAGAGCCCGCUUCUACCGGCGGGAAGGAGGCCUCGGAAAGCGGCGGCCGGCGAGAGCCCGAGCCCGAGGAGCGGCGACGGCAGGCGGCGGCCGAAGCCCCUCCGCCCAAGGAGAACCCGUGGACGAAGCGCAGAGCCGCGAGGGACGACGCGGCCGACGGGCAGCUCGUGCUGCGGGAGCCAGAACUAGAGAAUUCCACUAAACAUGUAAAAGCAGCGAAAGCCAGGACAAAGAAAUGCAGCAAGGCUGGUGAUUUUGUUGAUAUCGGAGACUGGCCGACACCAAGUGAAACAGCAAACAAUGAAUGCAAGACUGUAAGUCACAGUAAGAAGCCUGCAAACAGAAAAGAAAAGGAGGAGAAAUUUGAUCAGAAGGGCAAUAAUGGAACCAAGGACAACCUGGAGGCUAAUCCAAAUGGUCCAGGAGAUAACAUGAGUGAAGAUGAAGGUCAAACUAACAACCAAAGGAAAAAAGGUAACAAGCAAAAAUGGGUUCCACUUCACUUGGAUGAUGUAAGGUCAGAUAGUCAAGAAAGAUCAAGCUCUCGAAGUAGCUCGAGAUCCCAGCUGGAAACAAACAAGUUAAUACUUCAUAACAACAGGCGGAAUGAGACAAGAAAUUGGCAUCGUGAUAGAGAAAAGAGGGACGAUCACGAUGAAGUGUGCAGUGUGAGAAGUGAGGGUGGAAGUGUUCGAGAAUUCUCCAGAGGCAGAGGCAGAGGUAGAGGCAAAGGAAGAGGACGAAGCAGAGGAAACCCUAGAAGGAACUUUGACUAUUCAGUUGGUUAUCAAGAACUGUAUGGUGAAAUAACUGACCAAGCAUUUCAACCUGAGCUUAACUCUAGUAUGAUGUAUUACUACGAUGAUGGAACAGGAGUGCAGAUGUAUUCUGUGGAUGAAGUUCUUCUGAAAGAAUAUAUAAAACGUCAAAUUGAAUAUUAUUUCAGCACAGAAAACUUGGAAAGAGACUUCUUUAUGAGGAGAAAGAUGGACCAACAGGGAUUUCUGCCUAUUUCAUUGAUUGCUAGCUUCCACAGGGUGCAAGCUCUGACUACAAAUGCUACGCUUAUUUUGGAGGCCCUAAAGGACAGUACAGAAGUUGAAACUGUGGAUCAGAGGAUAAGAAAAAGGGUUGAUCCAGAAAAGUGGCCAAUUCCAGGUCCACCUCCCUGUAAUCUCUCAAGGACUGACUUUUCUCAGCUCAUAAAUUGUCCAGAAUUCAUACCAGGUCAAGUUUACGGCUCACAUACUGAGUCUGCACCAAGUUCUCCAGGAAUGGGAAGCCUGUUGAGUCUGAAGGAAAACACUGAAACAAGUAAUUUUCAGAUAAUAUCUAAAGGGUUGUCUACAAGUUUGCCUGAUCUGGACUCUGAGCCUUGGAUAGAAGUGAAGAACAGGCAUCAUGCAUCCACUGUCAGAGUAAAGGAGUGUGUUCCUAUACCUGAUCAAGUGUCAGGUCAGCAACAGCCGCCCCCACCUCCAGAGGAACAAGAACAAGAAGAACUUGACUUUUUGUUUGAUGAAGAGAUGGAACAAAUUCAGGGUCAUAAGAAUAAAUUCACUGAUUGGUCAGACAGCAGUUCAGAUUAUGAAAUUGAUGAUCAGGAUGUAAACAAGAUUUUGAUUGUAACACAGACGCCACCAUAUAUGAGAAAACAUCCUGGUGAAGGUCGUGCUGGCAACCAUGUGUGUCAUGGAAAAAUAACAUCAGAACUUGCUAAAGUUAUUAAUGAUGGCUUAUACUAUUAUGAGCAGGAUUUGUGGACAGCAUGGAGUGAAAAUGACACUACAGCAAUGCAAGAGCUUGAGAACUUCAGGAAGCUGAAUCUUGUUAGUAAGGAAGAAUUUGAUAAUCUUGCACCAGAACUGAUAACUGAUCAAAGCCAAGAAAUUCCUCUGGGUUCUUCAGAGUUACAGAAAGAGGAACUGGCUUGUAAUUGGUUCUGUACUGAAGCGCUUCCAGCAGCAACAGUGGCUCGGUCACUGCCAACUGUAGUUCCAGAAUCUCCCCGAGUUCACCCUGGUUGCACCCCACGAACACCUCGCACCCCGAGGCUGCAGGAUCCCAACAAAACACCCAGGUUCUACCCUGUCGUUAAAGAAGCUCAAUCCAUUGAUGUGAAGGCUCCAAGAAAAAGGAAAACACGUCACAGUUCAAAUCCUCCCUUGGAAUGCCAUGUCGGUUGGGUGAUGGAUUCCAGAGACCACAGGCCGAGAACUUCCUCUGUGAGCAGUUCCAAUGCUUCACCUUCAGAAGGAGCUCCACUUGCCGGAGGCUAUGGUUGUACUCCAAAUUCUCUUCCAAAAUUUCAGCAUCCUUCUCAUGAACUGUUAAAGGAAAAUGGCUUUACACAACAGGUGUACCAUAAGUAUCAUCGAAGGUGUCUAACAGAGAGGAAACGGUUGGGAAUCGGCCAGUCCCAGGAAAUGAACACACUUUUUCGUUUCUGGUCCUUUUUCCUGAGAGAUCACUUCAACAGGAAAAUGUAUGAAGAAUUCAGACAACUUGCUCUAGACGAUGCAAAAGAACACUACAGGUACGGGUUGGAAUGCUUGUUUCGAUUUUACAGCUAUGGCCUAGAAAAGAAAUUCAGGCGAGACAUAUUCAAGGACUUCCAGGAAGAAACAAAGAGGGACUAUGAAGCUGGUCAGCUUUAUGGACUGGAAAAGUUUUGGGCUUACCUAAAAUAUUCUCAGCACAAGACACCAGCCAUUGACCCCAAGCUGCAAGAAUACCUCAGUAAAUUUAGGAGACUGGAGGACUUCAGAGUGGAUCCUCCGUUCAGUGAAGAAUGUGGCAGGAGGCAGUUUGCUGCAGCAGGUGAGGAUCUGGGUCAUCGCAGACAUCCGCCUCGUUCCUGUAGAACGUUUCCUGUGGCUCAGCCUGCAGUGCUGCUGGAGCAUGUUACCAGUGGGAACACUGUGCAAGCACCCAGAGCAGGCCAUCCCAAUGCUGCCACAAAAUCAAUUGAAAGCGAUGUACCGGAAAAAUAGACUAAGCCUCACACCCUUGAGAAUCAGCUUUUUUCAUCGCUCUUCUUAGUUGGAGAUCUCCAAGGUGAGCCCAUCUAGUACGUGAUUAAAUGUGUAUGGGAAGACAAAGGACUGCAUUCUUUUUCAUGGGAUUAUGUUCCAAAACACCCUAGGAGAGUCGUUCUUGGUUUUGGGAUCAUCAGAAAGGUCCUAGGGAAGAUUCUUUGGCUUCAGUAUUGCUUUCCUCAAGCUUUUGUUUACAAAAAACUGCAUUCCUUGCAUAUGCAUAGAAAUACUUUGGGGAUGCCUUACAUUUCAGCUCAUGUUUCUGAAAGAAAAAAGGUAUGGUAUAUCCAUCAUACUGACUGCGCUUUCUUUGUCCCUUUGUAUUUUACCAAAGCAAAAAAAGAUUACAGUAUACAUAUAUGCUUUUAAAUGUAAAGAAGGAUCUACAUGAUUGGUUUGCUUUUGAAUCUGUAACUAUAAAAAAGUAUGCUUUGUGUGGAAGUGCACUUGAGAAUGUGCAGCUAUAUAUGAUGCAGCACUGCUGGAUUCUAUUUAAAAACAUAGUUUCUAUUUUUUUGGGGGUCUCCAUAGUUAGUAUUAAGUGUGGAGCUGAGUGGACAUAACUGGGAUAGUUUUGCAGAUGCUUCUUUCAGUACUGGUUCUUAAAAAGCCACAGUAAAAUGCAGGGAAAAAUGGAUCUGUUGAUUCACUGUCUUAAAUUAACACUUGCCAUCUGCGGUUGGUGCAGGUCAUUCAGGUAGCUUCAGCUGAAUUCUCAUAUGCUGAUAAAGCACUCUUAACGUGAGAGGCAUCCUUUUUUUUUUUUUUUUUUUUUUUUUCCCCCUCUGUAUUUCAAGGAAUAAAAAUUAGUUUGGAAGGAAACAAAGCAUUCCUUUUUUGCUUAAUUUUACAGUAUUUGAAUGAAGGUCUGCUUAAAUUGUGCUAGUGAACAUUGGAUAAUUUCACACAGGGCUAAGCACAAUUUCAUUGAAUGUAAGUUAUUGAAAUAUACGUUUAUUUCUGUAGCUAAAAGAUGAGGGUGUUUAUAUCAUGCAAUUCCUUCUAAUUUCAUUAUUUUGAUUUAAAACAAAACCACCUGCACAAACUGAGUGGGUCACUUACUUAUUGUGAGAGUAAAUGACAAGAAUUUUGUUACCAGUUAGCUGCAAAAGAGCCCUCUGUUGAGAACUGCAUCUAGCACAAAUGCCUUAACCCACGAAGGUGUCCAAACAGAACAGACAUCUGAAGACAGAGUGUCAAACUGCUGUCAGCUCUUACAAGUUGUCACAGUAAGUCCAUUAUUAUUUUUUUCAGUCAUUGCCUUGUGAAACUCAGUGAAUUAUGAAUGUCUGCAUUGUAAAUGAGUACACGAGCAGUGGUCUUCCCUGCAGUUAAAAGAAUCACAGUACAAAAUAGAGCCUUUUACAGGGGGCCUGUUCUAAGUGAAAAUGAACAUCUAAUUGAAGCACCAUUCCUUCCAUAAGCUGAAGUGACACAUCUCAACCCUGUGUUUGAUCCGUGACUCUUUGCUAUCCAGGAAAAUGAUGCAAAAAUGUAAAUUUGAAUUGAAUUUGUAUAUACAAGUAAAAGAUUUAAAAUAUUUCACUCUUUUCAUUGGAAAAUGUGCAGACUGAGCUUUUGGUAUGUGAUUUUUGUGAUAUCUUGACAGAUUUUAUAAAAAUAACCCAGAAAACCCUCCACUAAUGUUGUAUUACAAACUUUGUUGUUGUUGUUGUUUGAAAAGCAUAAACAAAACACUUGUACGGAGUCUAAGGAUGUAGGUUUGCCUCUGGUGGGUUCUUAAAAUGCAAGUCGGCUUUCUUUCAAGUUUUGUGAUGAUUUUUCAUAUUCCCAA